AGGAGUCAAUGCACAACAAAACUAGACCUAAAACCGAUUCGAACCGGGUCCAAUCAUACUAAAGUCUAAAACCCUUCUCUCAUAAACCCUAGAAAUCAGAUUUGUUCGUUGAGCAUCGUUUAAGCAUUCUCUCUUCCUCUACCCUAAUGGAGAUCACAGGUUCGGUCCCUCUCGUGGGUGAAAGCUACGCUCUCAAGCUCAGAAAUUCAAUGCAGGACCUUUUGUCUGAGAUUCCCAAAGAAUCCCCUGAUUUGUCUCCUUUCGUCGAUGCGUUUUAUGAAUUACUGCAAGCGAAAGUUGACGCACCCUUCGAGGUGAUAUGGGUGUACACUGCAACUAACUUUCGUGGCCGCAACCCAGAGAAAGGUGAUGCCUUGGAUAGAGUAUUGGCCGCAAAAGAAUUGUUUCAGUUGCUGUCGGAGUGUUCAGCUUCUGUAUGUGCUUCAAAGAGCAUCGCUUUGAUGGCUCCUGUUGUUUUCGCGGUGCACGGAGUAAUUGUGGAGCUGUUUGGGAGGGAGUUGAGAUUGAAGAGAGAGAAGAAAGCAAUGAGGGAGGUGAAGUCUUUGGUGGAUGUAGUUCUUGGAUAUAUAGGCAUUUGCUGUGGUAUGAAGAUUUGUGAGGAGGAACCUGAUUCCGUUAGUGUGCCCUUCACUGAUUUGGCUCGUGUUUGGGUGGACACGAAUGAUGAUGGGUUUAGAUCUUUGUUGCCUCUUGUGAGCUGUGAUGUUUGUGACUGGAUUAGUUCUAGAGAGUUUCAUGUUGGUUACUUGGCUGGUGCAGUUAUAAUGGAAUCGUUUUUCUUGAAACUUUGCCUGUCUUUUCACUUGCCAAUAUCUAGGGGUGAAUUGGAAAAGAAUCUGAAGAGUUGGGCAGUUGGCUCAAUAUCUAGUUUUCAGAACACAUACUUUUUGGAGAUCCUUAUGAGGACAGCGUUAGAGACACCUUUGCCUCUGAACUCAAUUCUGAAACCUGAAGAUGAAAUUCUAUCGAGGAAAAUUCUGUUCGAUGUUAUACUAUUGGUGGAGUACCCUUUCCUCUAUCUAAAUGCCAAGUAUAUAAAAGGCCUUACCUUGACCAGGUUGAUUGUUACUCAUGAGGCUGUAGAGUAUUUUAGGGGCCUUGGUGAUCAGAAUAGAGCUGUCUCUUAUAUUAAGGCAUUUUCUGCUUCUCGAAUGCCAUUGCAAAUAAUUAAAUGGGCUACAAGCCAGAAUGGUUUGGAGGGAAAAGCUGGCAGAGAGAAUGGAUCCUCCCCCAAAGCUCUUACAUAUUGGCUGCUGAGCCUUGAGAAUCGAGGGAUCAGAAUUUUUGAAGAUGAUAUUUUAAAAAACCAUGCUACAUCAGGUCUUGAUAUUUCCCAAGCUGAGCACCCAGCAAGUAACUUGGAGGGCAAGAUAGUAGAUGAUGACCUUUUUUACGUUGAUAAUAUUGGGGAAGAGGGAAAAACAGGCGACAAUGAUAAGCAAAACAAAUUGAUUAGUGAUGCAUUUGUAGCUGCUGCCCAAACUAUGAAGUUAUCCGACAAUGGAGUUCAAAAACGGAAAGGAAAACACAGUGAAAAGAGAAUUAAAUUUGUCAAGUAUGACCUCCUUCAAAGCUCUGAGCCAGUCAAAGCUGGGACUUCAGCUGCAGACGAUAGUUCAAGUGGUGAGAGUGAAAUUGAGGAUCCUAUUUCGGAUCCAGAUGCAUAAGCUAGAAUAACAAGCUUUUAUCUGUCUUAAACAAGGUGCCACAGUUCCUUGUUAUUAUAUAAUGCAUUAAGGAUCCUUUACAUGAUUAGAGGGGUCCCAAGAGGCGGUGAGAAGUUGCAUGCUGCCUCAUCAGUUUUGUUAGCAUUAUGUUUCACUGCUUUGCUAAUUUAUAGUUCAGGCAGGCUCUAGCAAGUUUUAGGUGCAGUCACAUUGCGUUGCACUGGAUCUUUCUUAAGCUGCUAUGCUUUCUUGUAUUAUAUUAUGUUAGUAAUAUUGUGAUAUUAAGGCUUAAAUUUGGUAUCCACAGUCCACCAAUUGGAAUUUGGAAGUGAAUUGACCUUUUCCUUUUCUGUGGCUCACAUUUUCUUUACUUUUGCCUGUUGGUAAUUUGGAAAUGCAAGUCCAA
Cajanus cajan (pigeon pea) is the source of this 2094-nucleotide messenger RNA. RefSeq lists its product as uncharacterized. The record is from RefSeq and is a predicted model, not a curated record. Lineage: Eukaryota; Viridiplantae; Streptophyta; Magnoliopsida; Fabales; Fabaceae.